Penicillium brevicompactum is the source of this 1749-nucleotide messenger RNA. RefSeq names its product glycoside hydrolase family 13 protein. Gene Ontology annotation, molecular function: alpha-amylase activity. The record is from RefSeq and is a predicted model, not a curated record. Bases 1 to 1749 code for a protein of 582 amino acids. The transcript is spliced from 3 exons. Gene Ontology annotation, biological process: oligosaccharide catabolic process. NCBI's taxonomy places the organism in Eukaryota, Fungi, Ascomycota, Eurotiomycetes, Eurotiales, Aspergillaceae.
AUGGCUACUCCCGGAAACUCCAACCACCGCGCCUGGUGGAAAGAGAGCUCCGUGUAUCAAAUCUGGCCCGCUUCCUUCAAGGAUUCAAACGAUGACGGCGUCGGUGAUAUUCCGGGUAUUGUUUCCAAGCUCGACUACAUCAAGGAUCUAGCUAUAGAUAUUGUCUGGCUGUGUCCGUCGUACAAGUCGCCUCAGGUUGAUAUGGGCUACGAUAUCUCCGACUACUAUAGUAUCGCCGACGAGUAUGGUACAGUUGCUGACGUCGAGAAGCUUAUUUCGGGUUGCCAUGAGCGUGGUAUGAAGCUUUUGAUGGAUCUCGUUGUCAACCACACCAGUGACCAGCAUGAAUGGUUCAAGCAAUCCCGAAGCUCUAAAGAUAAUGAGUAUCGGAAUUGGUAUGUGUGGAAACCCGCAAAAUACGACGAGAAUGGCAAUCGCCAACCACCCAACAACUGGGUUUCUCAUUUCCAAGGAAAUGUUUGGGAAUGGGACGAGCACACACAAGAGUACUACCUCCACCUCUAUGCAGUCGAGCAACCUGACUUGAACUGGGAGCACCCACCAGUGCGCAAAGCAGUGCACGACAUCAUGCGUUUCUGGCUCGACAAGGGCUGCGAUGGUUUCCGCAUGGACGUGAUCAACUUUAUCAGCAAGGAGCAGAGCUUCCCCGACGCACCUAUCAAAGACACACGUACACCAUGGCAGUGGGGUGACAAGUGGUAUGCCAAUGGCCCACGUUUGCACGAGUACCUCCAAGAUCUAGGAAAGAUCCUGAAAGGGUAUGAUGCCUUCAGUGUGGGUGAAAUGCCUUUCGUCAAGGAUGAAAAAGAGGUGCUCCGUGCCGUGCAGUUCGAGCGCAAUGAGAUCAACAUGAUCUUCAACUUUGAACAUGUCGAUAUUGAUCAUGGAACAUACGACAAAUUCGAGCCCGGCAGCUGGAAACUCACCGACCUGAAGGACUUCUUUGAGCGUUGGCAGACUUUCAUGUAUGCCAAUGAUGGUUGGAAUGCGCUUUACUGGGAGAAUCAUGAUCAGCCGCGCUCUAUCGACCGCUACACCAAUGCUAGCGAGGAGUAUAGACUGGCCGCAUCUAAGAUGCUGGCCACUGCUUUGGCAUUGCAAGCCGGUACUCCAUUUGUUUACCAAGGACAGGAGAUCGGAACAAGAAAUGUACCGAAGUCGUGGGGUAUUGAGGAGUACAAGGAUAUUGACUGUUUGAACCAUUGGAACAGACUGCCAAAGGAUGACCCAAAGGCACAAGCUAUCGCCCUCCAAGAGUACCAGAAAAAGUCCCGCGACAACGGACGCACACCUGUUCAAUGGUCAGCUGCUGAAAAUGCAGGUUUUACUGGCCCUGGAGUCAAGCCCUGGAUGUCCGUGAACACAGACUACCUCACAGCCAACGCCGAGGCCGCAGUCAAGGAUCCCAACUCGACAUAUCACUAUUGGGCCACUGUUUUGAAGCUCCGCAAGAAGUACCUUGACAUCUUUGUGUACGGCGAUUUCACACUUCUGGACAAACCAAACCAGGAGGUCUUCGCGUACAUCCGCCAGUAUGGGGACCAGAAGGCCCUGGUGGUGUGCCACUGGACCGAGAAAACUACCCAGUGGGAUGCAGCGGCCAACGGCAUCAGUGAAGUGAAGGAAAUUUUGCUCAACACAUACGAAGGUGCCGAUGAAGCUUUCGCACGCUUCUCUGGUGAUAAGUGGACUCUCCGGCCGUACGAGGCAGUUGUGCUUCUGUUGUAA